Rhagoletis zephyria (snowberry fruit fly) is the source of this 1077-nucleotide messenger RNA. The record is from RefSeq and is a predicted model, not a curated record. Lineage: Eukaryota; Metazoa; Arthropoda; Insecta; Diptera; Tephritidae.
AUGGUGGGCACGCCCACCGGCGGUCCACCCGGCCCCCUGACCGCCAACCCGAACAGCUUCUACGGGGGCGUGGCCGCGAGCGCCAGCUUCACCAGCGACUACAGCGACUACAUGAGCCACGCGGAGCUGUACAGUAGCGUGGCCAGUUCGGCGAGCUCAGUGCUCAGCUCGCCGGUGGCCACGCGGGCCGACUACGACCGGCGAACGAAGAAGAAGCACGAGCUGCUGGGGGAGGCGAUGAAGGCGGGCACGCCCUUUGCCCUCUGGAACGGGCCGACCAUUGUCGCCUGGCUUGAGCUUUGGGUGGGCAUGCCCGCCUGGUACGUCGCUGCCUGUCGCGCCAACGUCAAGAGCGGCGCCAUCAUGUCCGCCCUCUCCGACCACGAGAUCCAGCGGGAGAUCGGCAUCAGCAACCCGCUGCACCGGCUGAAGCUGCGCCUGGCCAUCCAGGAGAUGGUCGCCCUCACCUCGCCCUCGGCGCCCAAGCCGACGCCCACCGCCCUGGCCUACGGCGAGAUGAACCACGAGUGGAUCGGCAACGAGUGGCUGCCCUCGCUAGGGCUGCCGCAGUACCGCUCCACCUUCAUGGAGUGCCUAGUGGACGCCCGCAUGCUGGAGCACCUCAACAAGAAGGACAUGCGCGUCCACCUGAAGCUAGUGGACGCCUUCCACCGGACUAGUCUGCAGUAUGGGGUCAGCUGUCUGAAGCGGCUCAACUACGACCGGACGAUGCUCGAGGAGCGGCGGAAGGCCAGCGAGGCGGAGACUAUUGACGUCUUCGUGUGGAGCAACGAGCGGCUGAUUCGCUGGGUGGCCAGCAUCGGCCUGAAGGAGUACGCGCCCAACCUCGCCGAGUCGGGCAUCCACGGGGCGCUGAUCGCCCUCGACGACACCUUCGACGCCUCGCACCUCGCCAUGGCGCUGCAGAUAUCGGCGACAGGGGCCCGCAAACAGCUGGAGCUUGCCUUCAAUGAGCUUCUGAUCAAGGGCACCGAGCGGCGGCANAAAGCCCGCAAACAGCUGGAGCUUGCCUUCAACGAGCUUCUGAUCAAGGGCACCGAGCGGCGGCAGAAUGAG